Molecule: messenger RNA, 591 nt
Organism: Eruca vesicaria subsp. sativa (arugula)
Lineage: Eukaryota; Viridiplantae; Streptophyta; Magnoliopsida; Brassicales; Brassicaceae
Source: the annotation of a GenBank genome assembly
AUGGGUUUCGCUUUGUGCGUUCGCAGGUCAGCAACUAGGUUAGCUUCCGUGUAUACUAAUCGAAUGAGUGGACUCCGAUCCAUCUCCUCCGUUGCUAACAGUCCCUCUCUUCCUCCUCGCAACCCAUCUCCGUUUCGUCCUUUUGCUCUUUACUCGACGGCUAUUGAUCGUAUAAGCUCCGAGCAAUCCCUUCUCCGCGUGAUUGACUCCGAGAUCAACUCUGCUCUCCAAAUCGAUGAUCCUGAUUUGGAUGAAGAGCCGGCUCCAGGAAGCUUUCCUUUCGAGAUUGAAGACAAUCCUGGGCAUCAGACUGUUACAUUGACUAGGGAUUACAAAGGGGAGCAUAUCAAAGUUGUAGUGAGUAUGCCUAGUCUUGACGGUGAUGAAAAUGAGGAUGAUGAUGAUGAGGAUGGUCAUAGCAAUGGGUCAAGUAUUCCAUUAGUUGUGACUGUAACCAAGAAGAGUGGGCUUAGCUUAGAGUUUAGCUGUAUGGCUUUUCCGGAUGAGAUUGCUAUUGAUGCUUUGUCUGUGAGCAAUCAGGGGAGUACUUUGGAGGAUAAGUUGGCUAAUGAAGGGCCUGAUUUUGAGUAA